AUGCCUGUAGAAUGUGAAUUAUGGUCCGAAUUCUCUGCAGUCAUGUUUGCCAUCGACCCAGUUUCGGUACUCCUGUCUGUUGUUCUAGUCCUAUUACUGAUUAAUAUUUACAGUGACUGGAAGAGAUCUUUAUACAAGAAGUUUCCUCCUGGACCGAAAAAGUUUCCUCUGAUUGGCAAUAUGCACAUUCUGCUCACCAGUAAACUAAGGCCACAUCAAACUUUUCAAAAGCUGUCAAAGAAAUAUGGACCAAUAUUCAGCAUGCAGAUGGGAUUUAAAAAAGUUGUUGUACUGUGUGGCUAUGACGUGGUAAAAGAUGCCCUUGUAAACCAUGGUGACGUGUUUUCAGAGAGACCCAUCAUACCAGCGAUUGAGGAAACCACAAAAGGACGAGGUAUAAUCUUUGCUCAUGGUGAAAACUGGAAAGUGAUGAGAAGAUUUACCCUGUCGGCUCUGAGAGAUUUUGGUGUUGGAAAGAAAAUAAUUGAAAACACAAUUAUUGAAGAAUGUGACGCAUUGGUGGACGUCUUUAAAUCCUACAAUGGCCAGCCAUUUGAAGACACAUCCUUGAUGCAUGCUGCUGUAGCCAAUGUCAUUGUGUCCAUUCUACAUGGCCACCGCUUUGACUACAACGAUCCCACAUUUGAAAAGCUCAUUUGGAUGGUUAAUGCAAAUAUAAGGUUUUUUGCAAGUCCCAUGGUUGUGCUAUCAGAGAAAUAUGGCUCAGUAUUCACUAUUCAUCUAGGAUCAGAGACUAUUGUUGUCCUCUGUGGUUAUGAGACAGUGAAGGAUGCUCUUGUUAAUCAUGCGGAGACAUUUGCUGCAAGACCCAAAAUAAAACUGUUUGAAGAAAUCUCAAACGGACAUGGUAUUGUUUUUUCCAGUGGUGAAAACUGGAAGGUAAUGCGAAAAUUUACUCUUUCGACACUCCGAGAUUUUGGAAUGGGAACAAAAAAAAUUGAAAACAAAAUAUAUGAAGAAUGUGACUCAUUAAUUGAAAAGUUUUGCUCAUUCAAUGGAAAGUCUUUUGAUAAUAAGUCGAUAAUAACUGCAGCUGCAACCAAUAUAAUUGUGUCUAUACUUCUCAAUAAGCGUUUUGAAUAUGAGGAUCCAACAUUUUUGAGACUCUUGCACUUAAUGGAUGAAAAAAAAAGACACCUGGGAAGCUGGAUGUCAUUGUUGUACAACGCAUUCCCAUCUUUAUUGCGCUGGUUUCCUGGAAGCCAUAAAGCCAUCUUUAAAAAUGUUGCUGAGCUGGAGAACUUCAUCAGAGAGGCAUUCAGAUUUCAAAGGGAUCGAUUAGAUACAAAUGACCAAAGAAGCCUUAUUGAUGCAUUUCUUGUCAAGCAACAAGAGGAGAAACCUAGUCCUGAAAUAUAUUUCCAUGACAGGAACCUUACAAAGCUUGUGACCGAUUUACUUUUUGCUGGAAUGGAGACGGUCGCUGUAACGCUGCAAUGGGGUCUUCUGCUAAUGAUGAAAUACCCAGAAAUUCAAAAAAAGCUACAAAAUGAAAUAGAGGAAGUGGUUGGAUCAGCCCAACCUCAGACAAAACAUCGCAAAGAAAUGCCUUAUACUUAUGCUGUUAUUCAUGAAAUCCAGAGGUUUGCCGAUAUUGCACCGAGUAACAUUCCACAUGCAACCACUCAAGAUGUCACACUCAAAGGACAUUUUAUACCAAAGGGUACCCAUGUUCUUCCAUUACUAACAUCUGUACUGAAAGAUAAGGCUCACUUUGAGAACCCAGACUACUUUUUCCCUGAGCAUUUUCUUGACUCUGAAGGAAAUUUUGUGAAAAAAGAAGCAUUUAUACCUUUCUCCGCAGGUCGAAGAAGUUGUGCUGGAGAGAAUUUAGCAAAAAUGGAGUUGUUCCUGUUUUUCACGCGACUACUGCAGAAAUUCACUUUCCAGCCCCCACCUGGAGCAGAACUUGAUCUCACCCAUGAGGAUGGUAUAGCCACUAGUCCAAAACCCUAUCACUUGUGUGCAAUACCUCGAAACUAG
Pelobates fuscus (common spadefoot toad) is the source of this 2004-nucleotide messenger RNA. Its product is annotated as cytochrome P450 2K1-like. The coding region runs from base 1 to 2004 and encodes 667 amino acids. Gene Ontology annotation, molecular function: oxidoreductase activity, acting on paired donors, with incorporation or reduction of molecular oxygen, reduced flavin or flavoprotein as one donor, and incorporation of one atom of oxygen; iron ion binding; heme binding. The transcript has 13 exons. Gene Ontology annotation, biological process: xenobiotic metabolic process. Gene Ontology annotation, cellular component: cytoplasm; intracellular membrane-bounded organelle. NCBI's taxonomy places the organism in Eukaryota, Metazoa, Chordata, Amphibia, Anura, Pelobatidae. The record is from RefSeq and is a predicted model, not a curated record.